Geodia barretti is the source of this 375-nucleotide messenger RNA. The record is from the annotation of a GenBank genome assembly. Lineage: Eukaryota; Metazoa; Porifera; Demospongiae; Tetractinellida; Geodiidae.
AUGCCACUAUUUCGUUCGGAGGAGUUCACACUGGAACCUUUGGAAGUGGCCCAGUUUAUCGUCGAUGUCGCGGCAGACAGGCUUGCCGAGGAUAUUCUGCUGCUCGACUUGCGCAGCUUGGCGCCCUUCGCCGACUACUUCGUGAUCAUGUCAGCAGAGUCAUCGCGGCAAAUAGAGGCUCUGGAAGAAGACCUAACUCAGGCCCUAAAGGACUCUGGUGUAAUUCGGCACCGUAGAGAAGGGACGCCCUCCUCGGGUUGGGUGCUGCUCGACUUCAGCGACGUCAUCGUCCACAUCUUCUCGCCAGAAGAGCGGGAAUUCUACGACCUAGAACGAUUGUGGCAACGGGCUCCGCAGGUGGUACGGGUUCUCUAG